GCUUUGAGACAAAAAGCCGCACUGUUUCGCGCGCGUGGGUGUCUUGUUCGUUCAUCUCGCUCGCCUAAUCUCAAUCCCUAGCUGCCCCCGACCAGAACGCACGAUCGCUCCCGCCGCCUGCACCGAAACCCUAAACGGUCGCGAUGUUACCCUACAUUGGUGACGGCUCCUGUUCUGAUGCGCUCUGAUCCUAUGGGCCUUAUCACGCCUUUUUGUUCGCAUGUGUCUCGUUCGUUCAUCUCGCUCGCCCGUUCUCAAUCCCUAGUCGUCCCCGACUUGUUUGCCAGGGUUCUUGUGUUGCCGCCGCCACCACGGUCGUCAUCUGAGAAAUUUAGGUCCCCUCGCCUCCGGCUGCCAUCUUGGCGCCGAGAGAUGGGGAAACCUCGGAUCUUCAAGGCCUCUAUGUUCUUUGCCAUCAUCUAGUGAUCAUCAUAGUUUUGUGAGAAUAAACUUCCUCAUGCUCUUUUGGUGGUGCCAUGAUAUUAGAGAGUUUUCUGCCCUCGCAGAUCUGAUUAUUCAGAUCUGAUGAGUUUAUGUUGUUGUGUCAAGUCUUUUGCUGGUCUGAUUCUUUGUGGAGAUGAAAUUUUUGGUCGACGCCAGGGUGAAGAUAUAGUGAUUCAACGGCCUGCACUUCUAGGGGAUCAUCCCUGGACCAAGUACGUUCAUCGAUCAAGGCCUCCCAUCUUUUUGGAUGGGCGACUCAAGGUAUUUUCAAAAAUCAUUAUUGAUAAUGUUUGUGCAGAUGAAAGAGUGACAACAUCAUUGCUCCAGUCCAAUUGCAGCCUCUUUACCGAAGUUUUUGGAGUAUUUCUCCGAGCAUAGAUUGACAUCAUGAAGGUGUUUUUAAAAGAUUUUAUUGUAAUUUUUAAUCAUAGGAGUUACUUCGUAUUUUAUUGGAUCUUAAGUCCAAAUCAAUGUACAUGUAAUUAUUAUGAGUAUGAAUAGAGUUACAGGUAUUUUAAAAAAAAGUUAUCCCUGGCUAAAACACACGAUCGCUACCGCCGCCGGCAACGAAACCCUAAACGGCCGCGAUGUUACCAGCCGAGGCGCCAUACCUUCCUGCAGGGCGCUACCCCCGUGAUCCGGCCGACUUAACAUACCCCUCCGACCUAUUUGGUCCCGCGCCCCAGCGUCUCCACGAUCCUAGCGAGCAGCAUCAGGAGGUGGUGGUGGAGGGGGAGGUGGUGGCGGCAGCGGAGGAGAAGCAAGGGAUCGGCUCCAUCUUUUCCUCUAUCGACAAACAUGAUGAUCCGGCGCUCAAGGCCGAGGCUUCAGAGCCACCUAUUCUUCACUGGGACGACGUCUGCCUAUCCGACAGCGACGAUGAUUUAGUUGACCAGCUCAACUUGGCCGACUUGGCCGGCUUGGCCCUGGCGCACUCUGACGACGAUGAGGAGGAAGGGGUGACAGACGGCGAGGAGACAAAUUGCCCAGGGAAGAAAUUUCCCAGGGAGAAAGCCAAACUGAUACAGACGGUGUGGGUAAGGAGUGACAUCAAACAGAACGAAGAACACAGAGAGCUGUGCAAGAUGCUUCUAGAUCUAGGACAUGAGUGGUCUGCCCUUCCUCCUUUUCCUAUGAAAGUAUUCCCUCACGUAAUAGGCGCAUGCGUUUUGCGGGGAUACUGUCACCACCGUAUAUACAGAACCCAUCAUACUUCCACCACAAAAUCAACUCUUGGAUAUCGCGAACCAAAUCGGAUGCUACAGGUAUUCUCGCUGCGUUUGUCAAGCUCUGCAUCAUAUCCUGUUAGUGUCUAUGGAAUAAUCGCCGUUCGGGAUUCCUUGGAGCCUCUGCGGAAUUACGUGUUUAAUCGUCCCUGCAGAGAUGAUGCUGUCACCAUUGACCAGGAUUCCUUUAUCCUACCCCUUUGUAGCCCUUGUCGAGGAAUGUACUUACGGCAGGAUGCAUUACUAGAAGUUGAUCUGUGGGUAAAGGAGGAAGGGGAUGGAUCGGCUGACAAACAAAUACUUUCUGCGUAUGCUGAGAUUGAGAGCUGCCCAGCUUAUGAUGAAAUGCUAUAUGGACAGAUUCGUCAUGGCCUGUUCAGCUUGGACAUAGGCUACAUAUCAUUUACAAGAAGUAUCGAGGCCGUAAUAGAAGUCUUUGCAAAGGUUGAUGGUCCUCAUCAUGUGAGAUUUGGUGCUUUCAGCAGUGGCUUUGAUCAUGAGAUUGUGUUGUUUGAUGACACAUUCUCUGGGACUAAGAUGCAGUUUCAGCAUGUAGUCGUGGUGAAAGCAGAGGAAAAAUUGGAUGUUUGCUUAAAGUUGGGGGAAUCACUCUUUCGGUGGAGUUUCCAAGAUGGACAUGUUGGACCUGUUAGGAUUCCUGAUGACUCGAUGUCAAAGUAUGGCCAGUUUGAUGUGAGGGUGUUCUUUGCUCCUAAGAACUCGCGACCACCGAAAUAAGUGAAGAAGACACCCCGUGCUGGAUUGUGUGUUUUAUUAUCUCCUAACUAAGUACCUCCAGGGUGUUUUUUUGUAAUCUGUAAAUCCUCUGUCAAAACAGCAAAAGUUUGAGGUCAGACUUGUUGAAACUUGAAAAUAUUCUAUGUUUGUCUGCAUAUCUUGCAUUUGAUUAGAGCUACUUGAUCCGUUUUUUAAUUUUCCCUUUAGUUUGGUUGCAUCUUUGGUAGUUU
Messenger RNA from Triticum aestivum (bread wheat), 2638 nucleotides. RefSeq lists its product as uncharacterized. Bases 1032 to 2408 code for a protein of 458 amino acids. The record is from RefSeq and is a predicted model, not a curated record. The transcript has 5 exons. Lineage: Eukaryota; Viridiplantae; Streptophyta; Magnoliopsida; Poales; Poaceae.